AUGCGAAUACCAUCACCUCAUUGUAACUUUUUGCCACUUUUCUCUUCUCCCUUUGCAUCGCAGACGAAUCGAAAGUUGCACGAGCUUCGCUCCUCUAUAGUGGCUGCAAACAGAGGCGACAUGGACCAGGAAUCACCUCACCGCGGACUCCUGGCUCGUUUACCACAAUCACUUCCUCCAACAGCUGCCGCCACCAGGGCUAACCAAGGUAGCGUAGAGUACGCCGAGUUGGCGUUCAAUCCAUCUACUCUGCCACCGGGUGGUGGUGGUGCUCCCAGGAAAAACACUGUGGAAUUCGCCACCAUGGGAAGGACUGGUUCCGCUCCGAAACUCAAGCGUGGACCUGCUCCUGGUUCUUCCUCAGCAUCGAUGCAACAGUUACCACGGUCUCACACUCAAGGGAGUGAAGAAAGUGAGAACAAUUAUACUGAGAUUAUUGGCGUUCUUCAGCCAAAGGCAUACACUAGUCAACUUGUUUUGAAACAGCAACAAGAAGCCACCCAAGCUAUAUUGGGCAUGCACUCCAAUUCUCCCUCAGUCUUUGUGUAA
Molecule: messenger RNA, 549 nt
Organism: Rodentolepis nana
Lineage: Eukaryota; Metazoa; Platyhelminthes; Cestoda; Cyclophyllidea; Hymenolepididae
Source: the annotation of a GenBank genome assembly